AUGGCGUCGUAUCCAUCAGCAGGCCGGCCGGCGCAAUCAUUACCGCAAGCGGGAGCCGUCAAACCGCCUGUUAAGCAAGAGCCAGGCGGCGCAGCAGCAGGCGGAGCGGCGGGAGCCGCAGGCCCCGCGGGGGGAGCUGGCGGAAGCGCUUCCGCUUCCGCCUCCGCGAAGAAGGCGGUUCCGCCAGCCGCGUGCAGCGGGUGCGGGGCGGCGGGGGGAGACCUUUCGCAGAGCGAGUGCGGACACAUGUCGCUCUGUAACGCGUGUGGACGGAGCAUGGCUGAGAAGCAGGCCACGUGUCAGCAGUGCGGCGCGGUUGUGGAUAAGCUAGUUAAAGAGUUCCUAGUCCGCGUUAAGCCGGCCAAGGCGCGCACGCGACCACUGCUACUAGAGGACGACACGGGCCAGGCGUCGUAUGUGGGGCACAUGGAGGGUGGGUGGCAGCAUUCGGCGUAUUAUCUGCUCGUCAUGCACGGCAAGGAGUUUGUCGCCAUUCCCGCUAGCCAGUGGUAUGCCUUUGGAAAGCAAGCCCAGUACAAGACGCUAACCCUAGAAGAAGCAGAGCUGUGCAUGCAGUCGAAACGGCGCAAGGCCGACGGGUUUCGAAAGUGGCUCACCAAGGAAGAGUCCGAGAAGCUUCUUGCGGGAGGAGGGAAGGAAGGGGGCGGUGGCGGGAGGGGAGGAGGGAGGAAGAAGGGAGGGUUGGAUGAUGGGCUAGGGUCGGAUGAUGAAGGGAUGGGGGGGGAUAUGGAGGAUGGGGAGGGGAGGAAGAGAGGGCAGGGGAAGAAGGGAGGGGAUGAUGACGAUGAUGAAUUGCCCAAGGAAGAGUUCGAGCUGGAAAUGGAUGGGGAUAAAGGUGAGCGGGACUUGACAUGUGUGGCACUGAGGAUGAAAACGUAUGUGAUGGCACGGAGGCUAUUGAAGAAGAAGGGAGGGGGUGAUGAGGAUGAUGAGGUGCCCAAGGAAGAGUUUGAAUUGGAGGUGGAUGGGGAUAAAGGUCAGGACUGGGAGCACGACGAGCUGCUUUCAGAUGAUGACGAGGCGACGGCGAUGCAGCCAGAGGAUGAGAAGGAGCAGGAGAGGUGCUUCAGAUAUUCCCUUACUUCAUGCUUACCCCCUUGCUCCCUCCAGGACUGGGAGCACGACGAGCUCUUUUCAGACGAUGACGAGGCAACGGCAAUGCAGCCAGAGGACAAGGAGGAUGAGAAGGAGCAGGAGAGGAGCCCGGCUAAAGAGGCGCCUCAAAAGGAGGUGUUUUUUGAGGCGCCGCAAAAGGAGGUGUUUUUUGAGGCGCCUCAAAAGGAGGUGUUUUUUGAGGCGCCUCAAAAGGAGGUGUUUUUUGAGGCGCCUCAAAAGGAGGAGGAGGUGGAGGAGGAGGAGGAGGAACAGGAGGGUGAGGGACAGGAGGAAGGGGAGGGGGGGGCACUAAGCCUUGCAGGCAAGGCUCUAAAGAAGCUGCUGCAUAAGGCUGGGGUGGAAGGGGAGGAGGGGGUGGGAGCGAGGGGAAUCGGGGGAGCAGGAGAGGAGGAGGACGGGGAGGAUGAUGAAGAGGAUUUAGAUAUCGCCUUCUCGCCUAUUUUCCAGAGGGGGAAGGGGGCUGGAGCAGCGGCGGGCGGGCCGGGGGCGGGAGGCGGGAAGGGGGACGGGGGAGCAGCGGCGUCUGUUGCUGCUGGUGCUGCUGCUGCGCUGAGUGCUGCUGCUGCAGCAGCGGCGGCAGCAGCAGGGAGGGGGCUGAAGCGAAAGGACCUGGAGAAGGGUGCAGCUGGGGGAGGUGCAUCUGGAGCAGGAGCAGGGGCAAAGAAGGGGAAGGUGGAACCGGGGAAACGAACCCCUCCUCUGCCUGCGAAGCGGGAACCAGGGGCGGGUGGAAGUGCAGCAGGGAAGGCAGGGGGAGGUACAUCUGGGGGAGGUGCAUCUGGGGCAGCGGCAGGGCCGAAACCGACAGCGGUGACAGAGGAAGCGGUGAAGGGCAUUCUGAGGCAGGCUCCUAUCAAGAGUGCCGAUCUGGUGAACCGAUUCCGAUCAUGCCUCAAGACUGCAGAGGAUAAAAAACGAUUCCAGGAGAUUAUCAAGAGGGUGGGCAAGAUCCAAGCAGUGAACGGAGAGAAGUUCAUCGUGCUGCGCUGA
Molecule: messenger RNA, 2127 nt
Organism: Closterium sp. NIES-65
Lineage: Eukaryota; Viridiplantae; Streptophyta; Zygnematophyceae; Desmidiales; Closteriaceae
Source: the annotation of a GenBank genome assembly